Molecule: messenger RNA, 2097 nt
Organism: Lactuca virosa
Lineage: Eukaryota; Viridiplantae; Streptophyta; Magnoliopsida; Asterales; Asteraceae
Source: the annotation of a GenBank genome assembly
AUGGCGUUGGUUUGUUGUGAUAUGAUGAUGGAGGAAUGUGGCGCAAGUAGGAAAACUUCAUCAGGAUUUCAAGAGAUUCAAGAAUCCUUUUUCAAGUUCAACAAAAACUCGAGUACCCACAAGUUCUUCAAAGAAUGGGGAAACUGGACAAAUUUCUGCUUUCUGCCUUCAAAUCCCAGUCUAAUGAUUGUUUGUUCAGGUUUGUGGGGUACCCUACCCCCUAAGGUUGAUAGAUUUUGGAGUCUUGAAGUUAUGAACUUUAGUUCCAACUUCAUUAAUGAUCUAAAGGGGUUGCAGAAUCUUGAAGUUAUUGAUUUGGGUAGUAAUCGUUUAGGUCCAAAAUACCCUUCUUUGAGUUACAAUCUUGUGUCGAUCACAUUGAAGAACAAUUCAAUCAGGAUCGAAAUCCCUUCGGAUUUUGUGAAAUUUGUUCAUCUUGAAAGACUAGAUAUUUCCUCAAAUAAAGUUGUGGGUCCCAUUCCCUCCUCUUUGUUUUCGCUCUCUUCGAUUCAGUAUCUCAAUUUAGGCAACAAUCAAUUCAGUGGAGCAUUGCCUGCGAACUUAACAUGUACCAAAAAUCUAGGAUUUGUAGAUCUUUCUAAUAAUCUUUUGAUUGGGAAAUUACCAUCUUGUAUUGGAUCAACGAAUCGAACAGUUAUUAGCACAUGGAAUUGUUUAACGAAUUCAACUUCAAAGUAUCAACAUCCCAAAAAAUUCUGUCAAAAAGAAGCGAUAGCUGUUUUGCCUCCAAAGAGAAAUGGUGAAAGUAAGAAAGAGGAGACUACUUUGAAGCUUGGGGUUGUUCUUGGUAUCAUUGGGGGUAUUGUGGGAAUUUUGGGAUUGAUUGGGUUGUUGAUUUUGGGUAUUUAUAGAAGACGAGUUGCUAAAAGGGCAAAACAAUUCCGAUCUGAUAGUUUCGCUCUCGACAAGAAUGCUGUUCGUGCUCCUUCUUCAGUGCCAAAAGAUGGGCGUAGACCCCAAACGAUGAGGACAGCAGCGCUAGGUCUACCACCAUACACCAUAUUUACACUUGAAGAAAUCGAAGAUGCAACAAACAACUUUGAUUCUUCAAAUUUAAUGGGAGAAGGAUCUCAAGCACAACUUUAUAAAGGGUGGCUAAGGGAUGGAACAAUAGUGUUGAUCAAAUGUUUAAAGUUAAAACAAAAACAUUCGACUCAAAACUUGCAACAACAUAUGGAAGUGAUUUCUAAGCUUAGACAUCGACAUCUCGUGAGUGUUCUUGGUCAUUGCAUCGUGUCAUAUGUUGAUCAUCCUAAUUCGGGUAGUACCGCGUUUGUUGUUCUUGAAAAUGUUUCAAACGGAUCUUUGAGAGAUCAUCUUACAGAUUGGAGAAAGAAAGAAAUCUUGAAAUGGCCACAUAGAAUGGGAAUCACAAUGGGAAUUGCAAGAGGAAUUCAAUUCUUGCAUACGGGAACUCAACAUGGGAUUUUUGGGAAUGAUUUGAGUAUUCAAAGUGUGUUGUUGGAUGAUAAUUUAACUGCUAAAAUCAGUAGUUACAAUAUUUCAUUAUCAUCAAAGGUUGGUUCUGAAAGCCCUUUACAUGGCCAUGAUACUUCUUCCCAAGUUUCUCAAAGGCCUAUGAAUCUAGAAAAAGAUGAUAUAUAUCAAUUUGGAGUCAUCAUCCUCCAACUCAUUACAGGAAAACCGGUCGACUCAGAGGAUGAGAUAACUGAGCUCAAGAACGAGCUAGAGAUUGGGUUAAUGGAGUCUCCAACAAAACUUAAAGAGGCAGCGGAUUCAUCGAUAAGAGGAACUUUUGCUUAUGAGUCCAUGAAAACAGCUGUUCAAAUAGCAAUAAAUUGUCUUAAUGAAGAUGUGAAUGUACGCCCAUCGAUUGAAGAUGUUCUUUGGAAUAUGCAGUAUUCAGUUCAAGUUCAAGAAGGAUGGAAUAGCAGUGGUAAUCUUAGUACAAAUUUGUAAACAUGUUUUACUUGAUGCCAAUGUGUUUUUGACAAAAAUGGGAACACUUGAUCCACUUUCUUGUGAAAAAAAAAACAUGGUGAUUGAAGUAGUUUUGGUAUAUUGUGUAGGGUGGGCCAUGGAAUAAAGAUUUUUUUUUUAAAGUUAUGAUAUCAA